Fundulus heteroclitus (mummichog) is the source of this 3849-nucleotide messenger RNA. It is a transcript of the gene trpc4b, whose product is annotated as transient receptor potential cation channel, subfamily C, member 4b. Gene Ontology annotation, molecular function: inositol 1,4,5 trisphosphate binding; protein binding; store-operated calcium channel activity. Gene Ontology annotation, cellular component: cation channel complex; membrane. The coding region runs from base 277 to 3039 and encodes 920 amino acids. Gene Ontology annotation, biological process: regulation of cytosolic calcium ion concentration; manganese ion transport; calcium ion transmembrane transport. Lineage: Eukaryota; Metazoa; Chordata; Actinopteri; Cyprinodontiformes; Fundulidae. The transcript has 11 exons. The record is from RefSeq and is a predicted model, not a curated record.
UGUCACUUGGAGCCACGCUGCAUCACAGGACGCGUCAGUUUAACAGGAAAAAAAAACAUAUCAAUGCUGUCGGUAACUUGACCGAAGGGUUGGGCAAGAGGAACCGUGGACAUUACGCGCUACAGGCGAGUUGAUGAAGGUUUGAAUGAUGAAAGAAGGACCUGCGAACUUCCUAAUCUGGGAGCAAUUUUCCAAAGAGGGAUCCAUCCAAAUCACACUCGGAGAGGACCGGGAGGACGUUCUUCGUUAAACAGCCCUUAGGCUACUUUUGCAAAAAUGGCUCAGCUAUUUUACAAGAAAACGGACAACUCGGCAUACAAUGAUCGUCUACCACUGCGGAUUGUGCGGGCCGAGGCUGAGCUCUCUCCCAUGGAGAAGGUCUACCUGGGGGCUGUUGAAAGAGGGGACUAUAUGAGUGUGAAACAAGCGCUGGAGGAGGCUGAGAUCUACUUCAGGAUCAACAUCAACUGCAUUGACUCCCUGGGACGCACAGCCCUCCUCAUUGCCAUUGAAAACGAGAACCUGGAAAUCAUAGAGCUUUUGCUCAGCUAUGACAUCCAUGUGGGUGAUGCCUUGCUGCAUGCCAUUCGAAAGGAAGUAGUGGGGGCUGUGGAGCUGCUUCUCAAUCACAAGAGGCCCCGUGGAGAAAAACAGAUCCCCCCAAUCCUACGGGACAAACAGUUUUCAGACUUCACUCCAGACAUCACUCCAGUCAUCCUCGCAGCUCAGACUAACAACUACGAGAUCAUCAAACUGCUUCUGCAGCGAGGCGUUUCCAUACCUCAGCCACAUGCUGUGCGUUGCAACUGUGUGGACUGCAUGUCCCACUCGGAUGUGGACAGCCUCCGUAACUCCCGCUCUCGUCUUAACAUCUACAAGGCCCUCUCCAGUCCGUCUCUCAUCGCCCUCUCUAGUGAAGAUCCAUUCCUCACGGCUUUCCAGCUCAGCUGGGAGCUGAGGGAGCUCAGCAACGUGGAGAACGAGUUCAAGUCAGAGUACGAAGAGCUGUCCCGUAUGUGCAAACAAUUUGCGAAGGACCUUCUGGAUCAGACCCGAACCUCGAAAGAGCUGGAUAUAAUUCUCAAUUACCGUGAUGAUAUCAACCCUCUGAUGGAUGAGAACACCAAUGAUCUAGCCCGAUUGAGACUGGCAAUCAAAUACUCCCAGAAGGAGUUUGUUGCGCAACCCAACUGCCAGCAACUUCUUGCAUCUCGGUGGUACGAUGAAUUCCCUGGUUGGAGGAGGCGUCACUGGGCAGUGAAGCUCAUCACCUGUUUCUUUAUUGGCCUCUUCUUCCCGUUGUUUUCUAUCUUCUACCUGCUUUUUCCAAAGAGUCGCGUUGGAGAAUUCAUCCGUAAACCUUUCAUCAAGUUCAUCUGCCACACUUCUUCUUACUUGACCUUUCUCCUGCUGCUCUUCUUGGCCUCACAGCACAUUAACACUGGUGACCCACAGCGUCAGCCUGCCAACGUUCAAGGCCCACCACCCACCACUGUGGAAUGGAUGAUCCUGCCUUGGGUGAUUGGUUUCAUAUGGGCUGAGAUCAAACAAAUGUGGGAUAGCGGUUUAAAAGACUACAUGGAUGAUUGGUGGAACAUCAUGGACUUCAUCAUGAACUCCUUGUAUCUCGCAACUAUUUCUUUAAAAAUUGUUGCAUAUACAAAGUACAACGGAUACAUGCAAAGAAACAACUGGGAAAUGUUGCACCCUACGCUGAUGGCAGAGGCAUUAUUUGCCAUUGCUAACAUCUUCAGCUCCUUACGCCUGAUCAGUCUUUUCACUGCCAACUCACACUUGGGGCCUUUACAGAUUUCACUGGGCCGCAUGCUUCUGGACAUCCUCAAAUUUCUCUUCAUUUACUGUCUCGUGCUUUUGUCUUUUGCCAAUGGCCUUAACCAGCUCUACUACUAUUAUGCGACUGUUGCAGAUGAAAAGGGAUGCAAAGGUAUUCGUUGUCAACCUCAAAACAAUGCCUUUUCAACGUUGUUUGAAACACUGCAGUCAUUGUUCUGGUCUGUGUUCGGCCUGAUUGCUCUCCAUGUGACGAACGUGGAAGCGAACCAUACAUUCACCAAAUUUGUGGGCACCACUAUGUUUGGUACUUACAAUAUAAUCUCCCUGGUGGUGCUUCUGAACAUGCUGAUUGCAAUGAUGAACAACUCCUACCAGCACAUUGCUGACCAUGCAGACAUAGAAUGGAAAUUUGCACGGACAAAAUUAUGGAUAAGCUAUUUUGAAGAAGGCGGGACUUUGCCAUCUCCUUUCAACAUAAUACCUAGUCCAAAAUCAGUGUAUUAUCUGCUUAAGUGGAUUAAAAGUAACGUUUUCAAGAAAUCAAGCAGAAAGUCCUUUGACACCUUUGAGUCUUUGGGGUUGCGGGCAGCAGAAAAUGUCCGAUUAAACCGUGAAUACCAGGAGGUUUUGAAGAGCCUUGUGAAGCGGUAUGUUGCUGCAAUGAUCAGAGAUGCCAAAACCGAGGAGGGACUGACAGAGGAAAACUUCAAGGAGCUUAAGCAAGAUAUCUCCAGCUUCCGCUAUGAAGUCCUGGGAAUGAUGAAAAGUAAACCUCUCUGUGGGGGAACAAGUCCAGUUGCGAGCACAACAUUGGCAUACCCUGGAAAUUCCUUCAAAUAUUCUCGUAAACCUGCUGCCAGUGAGAGUAAAAAAGAGCCACAAAUGUUAGACGCAAAGUCCCCCGCCGCACUCCAAAGUAAUCCCGCCAACACCACCAACUCGUCGUGCUCAAAUGAUCAAAGCAACUGCGCUGUUGUCGUGUGGAGUUCGGAAAAGACCGAAAGUGAGAUAUCAAAAGAGCAGUCAAACCUUGAGCGCUAUCGGAAAUGGAACCAAAUCUCCUUUCUAAAAUGUGAAGAAACAAGCUCCUCGUCUGGGGCGUCCGGUGGACAAAACCAAGUCCACCAGGGUGGGAAAGCAGACAUGGCGGUCUCACAGAGGGUGAACCCAGACGUUCAGGAAACAGGGCCUUCUCGUACCGUCCUUUCAAAGGGAGUAACAAAUGGUCCAAAAAAGGUGCAAUAAUAAAUCUGCAAGAAGUAACAUAAUUAAUGCACCGUGAAGAAAAAAUUUGGUUCAAAUCUUAAACAUGUAAUCAUUAUUUACCUAAUAUUAUCAAGAAAGUAACACUUAACUACUACAAUAGAUACACUGUAUUUUGUUGAUACACCAUUGGAUUCUGUCAGUCAUGUGAAGGCCUAAAAGGUUUUUUUUUUUUCUUAUGAGCAACAGCAUUGCUCACUUAGUGCUCAGGGAAUUGAACUGUAAGUGUGUUAUUGAGCUCUUACCUUAGGCAACUCACUCCAAAACAGUUUAAACAUCUGUCUGCCAUUCUUAUGUUCCUCCACUGACCUAUUUUCUGACUGUGACUUAGAAAACACUGUUCACCUAGGAAAAAUAGUGCUAUAUCUCAUGUGCUGUUGUGAGUUUUUACUGUAUUAAUCAUGCAAGAAAAGCUGAAUAAUCCUAAUGAUUGAUGCUAAGUAUAUAAACCCCAGAUGUAUCCACUGUCUAAGCUAAUUACAUGUUUGAUUUAGUCAUUAUCGUCUAUCGCUGUUAAAUAAGCAAGACAGCUUUGACUAUUAGAGGCAACCUGUCCUUCACAUUGAUUGCUCCAAAGACGAUACAUUAGCGAGGGGAGGGUAGAAUCUUUAUUGUGAGGCUGAAGCAGAGAAAGUAUGUGCACAUUUUCGGAUUUCUUUCAGGAUGUACUUUUGCCAUGUUAUCACCGUUUUAUAUACCGCCGGCUAAUGGGCUACUAAAUGUAUUUCAUUGCUUCGACAACUUUUAUUACUUAUGAGACAUAAUAAAAAAAAAAAUACACCUUAAUAAAAU